AUGGUUUCAACGAUUACGAAUCAAUUCUAUCUUUUUCUUCUUGUCUUCUAUGGGAUUUCUUAUAUUCAAUACGUGUCAACUUCGUCGGUGUUUAGUGGUGCUGCAGUUCGAAACAAAAACCAUAAACUGGAUAAAAAUCAAGCAAAUCGCAAGAAUAAAGGUGGACACGAUGAUGAAUCGGACGGUGGUCUCUCCAACAAUGAUGAUGAUUUAAUGGGUCAAUCGAAUUCCGACGAAUGUCGUUUACGUAAAAUGUUACUUGCAAGUUAUGUGCCCGAGGCUCGUCCUGUUGUUAAUACCUCGACUGUCACCGUAGUUGACGUUGGUCUGACAAUCAUUCAAGUGAUGAAUUUAGAUGAACAAGAUCAAGUAAUGACAACAAAUGUUCAAGUGACAUUAAGAUGGCAAGAUGAGCAUUUACAAUGGCUACCAAGUGAUUUCAAUAAUCAAGGUCGAACAGUUUUUGCUUCGCGUGAAAUUUGGACGCCAGACAUAGUUCUGUUCAAUUCGGCUGAAGUUGCCUAUUCUCAACAACGUGAACAUUAUCUGUUGACUGUUCACUACAAUGGCACGGUUGAAUGGGUCUUUCCGGAUGUAUUUCGAUCGUAUUGUGAUGUUGUCAUUACAUACUUUCCAUUCGAUAAUCAAAACUGUACCUUAGAAAUUCAGUCAUGGUCAAGACCUUCGGACGAAUUGUUAGUUCGUCAUCAACCUCAAAAUGCUCGCCAACGCAAUCAAUACAUCCGAACUGAAUGGCAAAUCUAUGAAAUUCAUGUACAAAAUGCAACUAUGAAACGAUACCUCUGGCUUGUAUUUCAUAUCAAUAUGAAACGCAAUCAUCGAUUUUAUGUUAAUCAAAUGAUAUUUCCAUUUACGAUCUUAUCCUGCUUGACAUUAUUUGUCUUUUGGUUGCCACCUGAUUCCGGUGAAAAGAUCACAUUGACAAUAACCAUCCUACUAGCAUUAACAGUCUUCUUACAAGUCAUUUCCGAAUAUACUCCCAAAGCGUCGUCUACUCUUCCAAUAAUAGGUUUAUAUUUCAAUGUUAAUUUAAUCUUGGUGCUUAUUUCUGUUGUUUUGACUGUUGUUGUUCUUAAUUUUCAUUAUCGUGGUCCGAAGAAGUCCCGCGUGCCUGCCUGGUGUCGUCGUCUUGUCUUGGGAAAGAUCGGUCCGUGGCUUGGCUUUAAUUUCGUUAGUCCUGAACAAUUACUUGCUCCCAUCCUAACGCCCAACCCCCGUGCACGACGUUCAUCUCGUCGCGAUGUGGUCAAUGGUGAUCUUAAUCGAAAUUCCAAUCAGAUGAACAUCAAAUUACUCAGUCGUUCGGCAACACCGACAACAACAACCGAGAUUGAUAUUGAUGAAAUCAGUCCUCCGACAGAUGAACCAAAUUCACUUACAUACAAUAUCGAACAGAUCUUGCUCAAAAUGCAAAGACAAUUCGAUCCAAGUAAAAUCGAUGAUGAACAGUUGAAAAUCUCCAUUCUCCGCGAGAUUCUCGAAUGUCAACGUUUACUCUUAACAAUUCACGCGAAAAAACAGAAUCUCCAUUCUCAAUCGUUGCAUGACAUCUACGAAGAAUGGAAAAUUCUCGCGAUUAUUGUCGAUCGGAUCUGUUUUAUAUUCUACUUAGUAAGCAUGCUAGCAGCAUCGAUUUUUUUCUUUGUACGCGAGCCAAUUUUAAAACGAAAUGGAUGA
Adineta ricciae is the source of this 1698-nucleotide messenger RNA. Lineage: Eukaryota; Metazoa; Rotifera; Eurotatoria; Adinetida; Adinetidae. The record is from the annotation of a GenBank genome assembly.